Messenger RNA from Camelina sativa (false flax), 1989 nucleotides. RefSeq lists its product as uncharacterized. The record is from RefSeq and is a predicted model, not a curated record. Lineage: Eukaryota; Viridiplantae; Streptophyta; Magnoliopsida; Brassicales; Brassicaceae.
AUGUCUCCUCCGAAAUCCUCAUCGGGUAAACCUGCAAAACCCCUGAUUCCGAGCGUUUUUGGCCCCUAUCCGCCGUCAAUUCUCUCAGCGACGAACCUGGCUGAGGUUAGGGGUUCCACCGGGAUCUCGUCUAAAAUUGAACUCAGAUUCCCGGAGUCCCAUGAAUCCCCGGAGAACCCUCCUCCGGGGUACUGCUGUGCGUUCGAGAUCUACUUCUCCGCGUGUGGCCUGUCACUUCCCGUACCCGAACUCAUCGUUAAGAUGAUGUUCGAACUAGGCUUCGCUCUCCCUCAAAUGUGCCUGAACUUUGUUCGGACUGUUAUGUGCCUACAAACCUUGGGGGAGGAGUUCAAUUACCAGCUAUCACUGGCGGACUUCCUCCAGGUGUAUACCGUGAAGACGGGUCGCACCAAGGGAACGCUCUACGUGAGCCCGCUCUCUGGACUGAAGGUCUUUGAUGACCUUCCGGAGAAGGAUGAGAAAUGGCGGAAGUCCUACUUUUUCUUCCCGGUCAACGAGCUCACUUUCGGCCAUCGCACGAGCUUGUUCGUUUCGAAGUGGACCUCGAAAAUUGGUAGACCAGCGUUUCUUGUCAGGUCCAGCUCGAGUAGUUCUUCUCGAGCUUCUGCAGCCAAGGGCAAAGCUCGUAUUUCUAACAAGGAUCCCUCUGAAUCCUCCGUUCCCGAGGCGAGCGGGAUUUCUGCGCCUCCAACUGCUUCUCCCGAGCCUGGUACAGAAUCAACCAGGGCUCAAGCUGCACCAAAGAAGACCUCUGCUGAGGCCUCCUCUGACUCGUCGAAGAAGAGGAAGGAACCUGAGACCGCCUCCUCUUCUCGUGAAAAGGGGCGAGCCCGAACUGGCCCAUCAGGGAAUGAGCGGAGUAGAUCUAGCUCGAAAGACAGGGGUCCCUCCUUAGUGGGGAGAUCUAAGGAGGCUCCGCCACCUAAAGACUCCGGAGGAAUCCUUCUAAAGGAACAACGUCCCUUCGCCCGAGGUAAAAAAUUUUCUGCGAUUUCCCCCUGCAUCCCCAGCCGAUCUAAUGAGGAGCUACGUUCCACCCGGAGUCGUAUUCCGGCAUUCGCAGACAUGACCGAGGUCAACCGUGCGAACUUCUUUCGCUUCGCGGAUAAAAUCGGCGAGCUAAUGAUCGAGUUUAACUCCUCGGUUGCGUCCUAUGAGGAACAACUGUUCGCUUCCUCCUCGUCUUCCGAAGUGCACCUCCUUCAAGAAAGGAUUGCCGACUUAGAGGCUCAGGUGAAGGAGUAUGCCCGACUGGAAGCCGAGAAUGCCGACACCGUGGCGAAAGCCGAGCGGAUCCGAGCUCGGAUGAAGAAGGUUGAGGUAGAGGUGCUCAACCUUGGGGUUGCUAACGAGGACCUUUGCGACAAGCUGAAAAAGGCGGGGGACCUUUACUUCAAGGCGGCGGAAGAUGCCAAGGCAGCAAAAACCAGACUGCACGAGAUCGAGCUCCGCAAUCAAUUACUCGAAGCUGGCAACAGCUGCGAGAUUGAAAGAGUACGGAGGGAGGAAAGGCAGGCAAUGAGGCGAACUCUCCGCCCCUUAGUUGAGGAGGUGAAGGUCACCUUCGAAGAGAGGGAAAAGCUAGCCCCGCUCCAGAUCCCAGCUGCCGAGAUCCGGGCUAACCGGAUGCUAGUAGAGGAGAUCUCCAGGGGCGAGAUCCAAGACAUGGAGGCCGAGCUCGGAAUCCUGAAAGCUGACGAGGAGGAAGCCGAUGAAAGGGUUUCAAAGGUAACUCCCCGUGAUCAAGACCUCGCUGCAUUCUCAGAUCUUUUGGCGGACACUCCCGAUCUCUUGUGUAACGAGCGCCCGCUUAGUGUCACAAUCGACGAGUCUGGUAAUAACUUCGGGCAAAUCUCGAAUCAGGGGAUAGACGACUAUCUAGCAAACACCAGGUCGGAAGAGGAGCUCGCAGAGAUGGGUUUGGCUCUCUCCGAAGCGGCGUCAGAUCCCCCUCUCCCUACUCAGUAG